UUACUUCCCUGCCAAUUCCCGAACCCGAAUACCCCAAGGCAGAGGCGGAGGGCGGAGGCGGAGGCGAGGAGAAAACGAAGACAAGAAAAGAAUGGAUCUGCAGCUAGAGGAGUUGCAGGCCCUGUCGAUGGCGGACGUGGUGCGGGAGUCGGUGGCGAUCCCGCGCGGCGCCCCCCGCACCUUCGCCCUCAUCACUCUCGCCCUCGUUUUCCCCCUCUCAUUCGCCAUCCUCGCCCAUACCCUCUUCACCCACCCCAUCCUCCUCCAGCUGCAGAGGAGCGACGCCCCGGCCUCCGACUGGCUCCUCCUCCUCCUCUACCAGUUCGCCUACCUCCUUUUCCUCUUCACCUUCUCCCUCCUCUCCACCGCCGCCGUCGUCUUCACCGUCGCCUCCCUCUACGCCGCCAAGCCCGUCUCCUUCUCCUCCUCCCUUGUCGCAGUUCGCCCCAUCUUUCCCCGCCUCUUUCGCACCUUCCUCUGGGUUGCCCUUCUCAUGCUUCUCUAUAACCUCGUCUUCGCCCUCGCCGUCCUUCUUCUCCUCCUCUUCAGCCCGCUCCAGGGCUCGCCCUCCCGGCUUUUCGUCAUCUUCUUCGUCCUCGUCCUCCUCGCCUUCCUCGCCGUUCACGUCUACAUCUCCGCCCUCUGGCACCUCGCCAGCGUCAUCUCCGUUCUUGAGCCCCUCUGCGGCCUCGCUGCCAUGGCCAAGAGUCGCGACCUCCUCCGCGGCCGCGCUCGCAUGGCCGCCGUCCUAGUCGUCGCCUACCUUGGCACAUGUGGCCUUGUUGGCGCCCUCUUCCGUGCCAUCGUCGUCAAGGGACCCAACGAGGAGGGCAGCCUCGGCGUCACCAGCGUCUCCGUCAAGGUCCUCGUCGGUGGUGCGCUCGUCGCGGUGCUCGUCAUGGUCAACCUCGUCGGCCUGCUCGUGCAGAGCGUCUUCUACUAUGUCUGCAAGAGCUACCACCAUCAGCAGAUCGACAAGAGCGCGCUGUAUGACCAUCUGGGUGGCUAUCUCGGUGAGUACGUCCCGCUCAAGAGCUCCAUCCAGAUGGAAAACUUCUGAACAAAUGACGGCCUCUAAACGCAAGUAACUACUCUUGGCUCUCGUCUCUUAUCUAUACGCCAGUGUUGCUUCUUUGUUACCGCUGGAGGAACAACAGAGUGUUUUAGCAGCUUAAUGUGAGAAAUAACGAAGAGACGUGGAAUUUAUGAAUGUAGAGAGGUGGUAGUUUUUCAGCUCCUAGUUUUAACUUUGUUACCUGUGGUUUGUACUUUCAAACAUCUUGGUUGUGGGAAAUGUUCAUAUGACAGCUGCUGGUGCUGUCUCAUUCAAAUGAAAAUGUAAUAAUCCACUGGAUAUUUCCUUCAUUUUUCUCUGUAAUUCGUGUUGAUAUUAUAUCUUUUGAUAUUUACAAA
This is a messenger RNA of Musa acuminata AAA Group (dessert banana), 1413 nucleotides long. RefSeq lists its product as uncharacterized. The transcript has a single exon. The record is from RefSeq and is a predicted model, not a curated record. Bases 92 to 1060 code for a protein of 322 amino acids. Lineage: Eukaryota; Viridiplantae; Streptophyta; Magnoliopsida; Zingiberales; Musaceae.